GGUCAAAAGGGUUGAUUGUGAGGGGGAUGGUAGACCAAAUCGGGAUUCUAUUCCACAAAGCGAUCGGGGGGUUUCUGAGCCACUGCGGGUGGAACUCGAUAAUGGAGAGGUUGGCGGCGGCAGUGCCGAUUCUGGCGUGGCCAAUGAUGUCGGAGCAGAAGCUGAAUGAGAAAUACAUAUCGGAAGGACUAGGCAUUGGGAUUGCGAUUGAAAGAGGGGAAAAUGGGGGCCGAUAUGCUUCUCGAGAAAAAAUCAGUGCGAGUGUGAGAGAAUUGAUGAUCGGAGAGAAGGGGAAGAGGGCGAGAGAAAGGGCCGGAGAAUUGGCAAGGGUUGCCCAGCGGGCGGUGCAGGACGGCGGUUCGUCGGAUGCGGCUCUGAUGAAAAACUUGGAAUUAAAUUACGGAGUUCCCCCGCCAGAAGAAUAUGAAUAAAUAAUAAAGCUG
Molecule: messenger RNA, 443 nt
Organism: Cucurbita maxima (winter squash)
Lineage: Eukaryota; Viridiplantae; Streptophyta; Magnoliopsida; Cucurbitales; Cucurbitaceae
Product: UDP-glycosyltransferase 73B1-like
Exons: 2
Coding region: 27-431 (134 amino acids)
Molecular function (GO): UDP-glycosyltransferase activity
Source: RefSeq, a predicted model, not a curated record